GGAAGCAAAGCCUCCCGCUGCGCGGCAGAGCGAGAGAGGCCCCGGGUAGGAGGAUGCUGCCGCGGAUCCACAACCCGCCGGAAGUGGCAUGGCAAAUGCCUCGGUCACCCGGCCCACCGCCCACCCGGAAGCGGAAACAAACCUAAUGUGCCCCUUCCUCACUGCCCUCCAAAUCCUGCUGCAGCCAUUGCCGCAGCCACGAUGCCUAAACGAAAGAAGCAGAAUCAGCAGCAGCAGCAGCCGCCGCAGCAUCCCGCACUGUCCGACCGGGACGAGCCCGGAGACGAAGAGGACGAGAGUCGCCUUGGUGAAAGUGCAGCCUUCUGUGAACUACUCCCCCGAGGGAAGGAGAGGAGAAAAAAACUAUGAUGGGCCAACAGUUAAGGUGAGGGAUUGGGGUUUGUGGAAUCACUGGGCAUGUUGUGGAUGCAGCUGUGAUGGAAUCGCCACUGUUUUGCUCAGUCUCGGACAACUCUGCAGAGGGACGGGCAGAUGGACGGGGUGAGAGAUUGCGGCACUGCUGAGUGGAUAUAUCUGAUUUUAUUGGUUAAAAAAAUGAGUAUUAAAGACCACGUAAGAAAGAGAUGAUUAGUCCUUUGCACCAUUCUGAUGACCAUGUUUUCACGUCUGCUCUUAGGACCACCCAGCCUUCUGGGCCCUCCCCCCAUGGCUAAUGGAAAGCCUGGUGACCCCAAGUCAGCUCUUCACAGGGGUCCUCCAGGAUCAAGGGGACCAAUGAUUCCACCACUGCUGAGUCUCCCACCUCCUCCACGGGGUAGAGGACCUAUUCGAGGAGGCCUUGGUCCUAGAGCUAGCCCAUAUGGUCGUGGUUGGUGGGGUGUCAAUACUGAGCCUCCUUUUCCUGGGCCAGGCCAUGGGGGUCCCUCUAGGGAAAGCUUUUACAAAGAGCCAAGAAAUCCACGAAGGCUCAAAAGCUGGUCUCUUGUCAAGAACACCUGCCCACCUCCGGACAUUCCCCCGGUGAUGGAAGACAAAUCUGACCGCCCUAUCUGCCGACACUUUUCUAAAAAGGGCCACUGUCGAUAUGAAGACCAUUGUGCCUUCUACCAUCCAGGCGUCAAUGGACCUCCUCUGUGAGACUGUGCCUUCCCACACAGGCUGACCUCUUCUAUCACCUUCAGUCAGCAACAUGUCCACCCCAUUCAUCACCUCCCCCGUUUGGGGUCCAGAGUUGUGGUUGUCACUGGUGUGUGGUGUGCCCUGUCUUCUGAUCCAGGCUCCAGAGACCUUUGGGACCCCGUCUUGCUCCCUUCCACUGCCUCCUGGAUCUUCCCCUCUGCCAAGUGACUGCUCAACAGGAAACCUUUGGUGCUGUUUCUUGUGCAUCUGUCGGCCUGUCCCCCAGUAUUGCCCGCAGUUCCCAAGGACCCUGGAGCAUCCUGCAGUCCUUUGAGGGGAGCCCCAGUGUUUGCAGCUGCCCAGGAAGCACACCAGGUUGUCUGGCCUUGGUGUCAGGUUUGAGUGACUGGUCCAGGCUUGCUCCCCGAACAGCCUACCCCUGCUUUUGGACGUCCUAGCUUCUUGUCGGUAGCAUGAGCCCCACCGCUAAGGCCUGUGGUCACUGUGCUUUGUGAAACUGUGCGCCGUCGCCCUCCUCAGUGUCUGUGACUUCCCAACACUAGAUAAGUUUUUCUGCCAAAUCGAGCGAGGCUCUUGGUGCCCUCCAGAUUUCACCUACCUCCCAGCUUGGGAGGACGUGAGACUUCCUGUCGUGCCCUCUCCCCUGGUGAUGUCCUGCAAAGCCUCAGGCGGGCCUCCCCACCCAGCUCCUGCCUGGCUCGUUUUAGUUGGGCCCUAUCAUUGUGGGACACCAGCCCUCUGGUUUGAACUCCGUGGCUCUCCUCCUGGACAGUGAGCACUGUCCCCUCUGACACUGGUUGUUUUCUGUGAAAACGGCAGUGAACGUGUUUGGUUUUGAGCUGGCCCCGAGGAAGUGGGUCAGGAGAUGUGGGCAGGAGGGCGAGAGUUGUUGAAGAACUAAGCGUGACUUUUUUUCUUUUUAAUGUUUUUUUAUAUUAGUAAUAAACUCAGUGGAAACCGGUA
Molecule: messenger RNA, 2064 nt
Organism: Arvicola amphibius (Eurasian water vole)
Lineage: Eukaryota; Metazoa; Chordata; Mammalia; Rodentia; Cricetidae
Gene: Prr3
Product: proline rich 3
Exons: 4
Coding region: 610-1098 (162 amino acids)
Molecular function (GO): metal ion binding; RNA binding
Source: RefSeq, a predicted model, not a curated record